Messenger RNA from Acanthosepion pharaonis, 975 nucleotides. The record is from the annotation of a GenBank genome assembly. NCBI's taxonomy places the organism in Eukaryota, Metazoa, Mollusca, Cephalopoda, Sepiida, Sepiidae.
AUGAAGUACCCCACUCACAAGGCCUUUUUUUUAUUUCCUGUUAAUUUUUAUUCUUUUCUUUCUUUUUAUCUCUAUUUUUCUGCUCUUUCUUUUGUUUUUUCAACGUUUCUCAUACCUCUUCUUUCUUUAGUAUUCUCUCCUUUCUCUUCUCUUCUUUGUAUCUAUUCCAUUAUUUCUCUUCUCUUCUAUUUUUUACUCUUUCUUCUUUUCCUUUUCCUCCAUAAUUUUCUCUUCUUUUGGCUUUCUUUUGUUUCCUCAAAUAUAUUCUCUUUCUUUUCUUUCCUUUUCUCGUUUAUAUUUGUUUCUUCUUUCACUUCAGUUUUUUCCAUUCUUCUUUUUUUCCGUACCUUUUCUUUCUUUUAUUAUUUCCUAUUCUUUCUCUUUUCUUCUCUUCUCUUUAACUCACGCCUAUUGUCUUUCCUUUUCUCGUUUCUAUUUAUCUCUUCUUUCACUUAUAUUAUUUCCCCAAACUUUCUUUCCUUCUCUUCCCCGCUCUCCUCUUCCUUUUCCCCUAUCAUUUAUCUACUUUCCCUCUCUUUCAUUUCCUUACAUCUAUUUUCUUCUUCUUUCUCGUUUCUAUUUUUUCUUCUUCUACCUCUAUUCUUUUUCCAUUAUCCAAUUUCUUCACUCUCUCCUCUUCUCUUCCUCCUAUUAUUUUCUCUCCCUUUCUCUAUUCGUUUUCGUCUCUUCUCCACUCGGCUUUGCACGACAAAUAGCAGGUUUCUAACUAUCUGGUCAUAUCUAUCUAUCUAUCUAUCUAUCUAUCAGUCUGGUCAUAUCUAUCUAACAUCUCUUCGUAUUUAUCUAUCUAUCUAUCUAUCUCACAGUCUCUUCAUAUCUAUCUAUCAAUCUAUCUAUUUGUCUCUUCAUACCUAUCUAUCUCACAGUCUCUUCAUAUCUAUAUAUCUCACAGUCUCUUAUCUAUCUCGCAGUCUCUUCAUAUCUAUCUAUCUAUCUAUCUAUCUAUGUCUUUGA